Rhea pennata is the source of this 992-nucleotide messenger RNA. It is a transcript of the gene PPIL6, whose product is annotated as peptidylprolyl isomerase like 6. The record is from RefSeq and is a predicted model, not a curated record. Gene Ontology annotation, cellular component: intracellular membrane-bounded organelle. Gene Ontology annotation, molecular function: peptidyl-prolyl cis-trans isomerase activity. Gene Ontology annotation, biological process: protein peptidyl-prolyl isomerization. The coding region runs from base 1 to 885 and encodes 294 amino acids. The transcript is spliced from 8 exons. Lineage: Eukaryota; Metazoa; Chordata; Aves; Rheiformes; Rheidae.
AUGGCCCCCCAGGCGCCGCUGCGCCUGGAGGUGGUGGGGCUGCUGCGGGACGUGGCUUUCCACGUGGCCAAGGGCACGGCGGAGGCUCUGAAGAUGAAGUUUCCAAGCAAGUUUGCAGACCCUGUCAUACGUCCUCUGUUUGAGUUUGCCUGGCAUGAAUAUUUACAGGAGAAGAAGAAGGAGCUGCGCGGGGAGACGUGGGCCUACGAGGCGCCCGUGAUGUGCUUCGCGGGCGGCCGGCUGCUGGGCGACGAGCGGCGGCUGCUGCGCUGGGCCUCCCGCGAGUGGGACCACCGCGACUUUACCUCCCCGGCGCUGUACCAAGCGCUUACGGAGGACUUCUGCACCAAAUACAUGAAAAAUAGCCAGCAUGUGUUUGUGUACUUGGAUAUCGCCAUUCGGGAAGAGCCCGUCGGUACGCUUUUAUUUGAGCUCUUUUCUGAUGCGUGUCCCAAAACGUGUGAGAAUUUCCGCGUUUUGUGUACAGGGGGCGGAAAGUCGUCUUCCAGCGGACUCGAGCUCACUUACAAAAAUUCCGUCUUUCAUCGAAUAGUAAAAAACGGAUGGAUCCAAGGAGGAGACAUAGUAGCUGGAAAGGGAGACGAAGGAGAAUCAAUUUAUGGUCCCACCUUUGAAGAUGAAAACUUCUCCAUCCGUCACAGCAAAAGAGGGAUCCUGGGCAUGGCCAACAAGGGCCGCCACAGCAACGGCUCGCAGUUCUACAUCACCCUCCAUCCAGCUCCCUACCUGGACAAAAAACACGUGGCUUUUGGGCAACUGAUUGAGGGCACAGAGACUCUUCAGAAACUGGAAGCUGUGUCCACGUAUAACGAAAGGCCUGUUGAAGAAUGUAAGAUCAUUAAAUGUGGGGUCUUUGAGCCAUGAUUACAAGCCAGUUUUCCUUCAUGCAGAAAGGUAGACUGCUAUUUUCUGGUUUGUUUUUUACAGAGUUUGAAAGCUUUUACUUAACAAGUCAAAAAUAAAAGCACCUC